This is a messenger RNA of Alternaria rosae, 1281 nucleotides long. Its product is annotated as heterokaryon incompatibility protein-domain-containing protein. Lineage: Eukaryota; Fungi; Ascomycota; Dothideomycetes; Pleosporales; Pleosporaceae. The coding region runs from base 1 to 1281 and encodes 426 amino acids. The transcript has a single exon. The record is from RefSeq and is a predicted model, not a curated record.
AUGACGCGGACUACCAAUGAUGCCAUCGCGCUUGCAAGGGAAAUUGGCCUUCGCUACCUAUGGAUCGACGCUCUCUGUAUCAUUCAAGAUGACAAAGAUGACUGGUUACGCGAGUCUUCUCAAAUGAACUUAGUGUAUCGCCACGCUUUUGUCGCUUUUUGUAGUCUAAACUCGAAUUCAUGUCACGAGAGCUUCCUCAAUAAAGCCCUGGCGAUAGAGGUUCCGUUCCAGUCAACUAUACGGAAAGGCAUCAAAGGUUCCUACUUGAUUCGACUACGUUCAGUAGACGCACCCUACACACGUCGCAAAAAGUACGCAUGGGACAAGAGGUUAUCGAAGUGGGGCAAGAGAUGCUGGACUCAUCAGGAGGAAGAAAUGUCGACUCGACUCAUACUUUUCGGGAACUUGAAAAUGCAUUUUUCCUGUGCUAAAUACAAAUGGUCUGAAGGAGAUGAAGCUCCUAGGCCUAGAUCUACAAGGGGAGUCAUGGACCAAAUCAUCAGGUUCAGGGACGGCUCUAUCUCCUCCAAGGAACUCUACCAAUUCUGGAGCCGGUUAGUUCACAAAUAUGGUUAUCGCACAGUGACUUUCGAAAAAGACCGCCUUCCCGCUAUCGCUGGACUUGCUCGCAUGGUAGGCGAGACACUCCAAGACCAGUAUCUCGCCGGACUCUGGAAGGGUGAUCUAAUCUACGGAUUGGCCUGGUACAGCAGUGGUGAUAUGCUUUCACGCGGUCUUGACGUUCACAUACGGAAUAUUCGGGAACGGGCUUAUGUUGCACCUUCAUGGUCUUGGGCAGCAUGCCCAGCUGUGGCAGUCGUGAGAUAUCCCGGUGCACGUAUAGUCGAAGAGUCAACUGUAGUGAACGUCAAUACUGAUACCAAUCCCAAGGAUCCAUAUGGACAAGUUUCCGGGGGGUAUCUUCGAAUGCACGCGAAAAUGGCUGGAAUGCCGAGAUGGUUACCGACUGACCAAGGAACCCGGUGGUUAAACACCUGGUACCACAUCGUGGGAGACGACGAUGCCAUUCAGGUUAUCACAGAUUGGCUUCACAAGGAUGAAGAAAUAGGACUGGAGAUUCUCGUCCUCAUGCUUCUCCACCGCAUUGAGCGCGAGAAUGAAACAGAAGAACCAUCCCUACGGGCUCUGUUACUUCAUCCUGCCGGUGAAGCGGAUCUAUAUUACCGAGUGGGCGUUGCAAUAUCUUACGGACACGAGGCGUGCAGAGUGAUGAAAGAUUGGUUUGACGAUAGCCAAGAAGAAACCAUUUGCAUUAUUUGA